AACUAUUGAGCAAACGACAAUAACGUUGUGCUCGUAAAAUAGAGCCAGUAUAGAUAUACAAAUAUACAUUUAUACCAGCAACCAAAAAAAUUAUUUGUUUAGAAACAAUCUUCAAAUCAAACACGCCUAUAUCUGCGAAUUUUUUAUUUGCUGAUUCGUUGUAGAAAAGUGUUCUUAAAUCGUAUGCAUUUGUGUAAAAAAAUUAAAAUCCCAAGAAAAUAUAAUUACAUUAUUCAGAAUAACGGAAUAUCCUUGAACUGUCAAAAUGAGCGAUGAAUUGACGAAAGAACAAAUCGAGCUGCUUCGUAAUGCAUUCAAUGCAUUCGAUCCCGAAAAAAAUGGAUACAUCAAUACUGCUAUGGUUGGAACCAUUCUCAGCAUGUUGGGUCACCAAUUAGAUGACGCGACAUUGGCCGACAUUAUCGCUGAAGUAGAUGAAGAUGGAUCGGGUCAGAUUGAAUUUGAAGAAUUUACGACAUUGGCUGCCCGAUUUCUUGUUGAAGAGGAUGCCGAGGCAAUGCUGCAAGAAUUAAAGGAAGCCUUUCGCCUUUAUGAUAAAGAGGGAAAUGGUUAUAUAACAACAGGCGUUCUUCGAGAAAUUCUGCGAGAAUUAGAUGAUAAACUGACUAACGAUGAUCUAGACAUGAUGAUUGAAGAAAUAGAUUCGGAUGGAUCAGGAACCGUGGAUUUUGAUGAAUUUAUGGAAGUUAUGACUGGUGGCGACGACUAAUACAUGGGUUGGUCGGGGUAAUGCUUACAACAACAGUUGAAAUAGACUUAAAUUGUUAGUAAAUGCACUUGCAAAAAUAAUAAAUAUCAAACAAAAGCA
Molecule: messenger RNA, 829 nt
Organism: Drosophila obscura
Lineage: Eukaryota; Metazoa; Arthropoda; Insecta; Diptera; Drosophilidae
Gene: TpnC41C
Product: troponin C
Exons: 4
Coding region: 266-730 (154 amino acids)
Molecular function (GO): calcium ion binding; enzyme regulator activity
Source: RefSeq, a predicted model, not a curated record